UGUAGGGUACAUUUCAUUUGCAAUGAAAGGGAAUGCAGACUGGGAAUGCAGAAGUACUGAAAGAGGCAAUGCUACAGAAGGGACUGAAAAUGAUCCUAACACAGGUGAAUGUGUACGAAGUGAGACAAAAUUACAGACUACAGAAAUGUCAACCAACACACUUACACAAGAAAUGGCAGAGAAGUCAACAACAACAAAUGCCCAAAUUAUUAGGAAAGCAGGACGGGAAACAAUUUUAGGAGAUAUAGUGCAACUUACACUGGAUGAGAAAACAGCUCCUGGUUUCCUGAAAGUGGAGACAAAAGCAAAAAGACAACUAGUAACAUGUAAAGACCCAGGCAAAAUGGCUGCUCAGGGAACCCAGCAUCCUCAUGUUCUGUGUAAAGAGAGGUUCAGCUCACAUCAGCACUACUGGACGGUGAGGGGUGAAUCUUUCCUGGGAAAGCUGCCUGAUCUACUAUCCAGGCAGUCCUGGUAUGUGGGAGUGUGUACAGCCACAGCAGCAGAGAGUAAGGUGAAGCUUCCUCUAACUCCAGAAAAUGGCUACUGGGUUCUUCAUUAUCAGAAAGGAACUGGAUUAUCCACCAACAGUGAACCUACUUUUCCUACAUCAGGGAGGAAUGAUCAUAUUUAUGUACUCGGAGUGCAUCUAGACUGUGACAAUAACACAUUAUCAUUUUACAACUCUGACGAGGACACACAUAUUUGUACUUUCUACAACAUCCCUCCACUGAAGACAUUCAUUCCACUCAUCUGCCCUGGUGUCAGUGAUGGAGAUCUCAUGCUAUCAGCUGUGUUCAGAGAGCCAGAGCAAAAGUCAGAUGAUGUCAGGGAAGACUGUGAAAGCACAGAAAGGAGAGAUGAGCAUGAGGAUGAGAGGAAAAAGAGGAUGACCUCAGAUGUUGAGAUGGAGGAUCAGUGUGAAUCUGGCAACCGCCUCCUUCUUGAAGAAGGACUGCACUCGUUCUCUGCCACACAGUUCCUUGUCAACCAGGUAUUUGCUCCAAGAAUGUUUGCUUCUUGUGUUGAAGUCAUACUCGAGGAUGUGUUUUCUCCUGAAGCUGUCAAAGGCAUUGUUGUUGAAGUUGUGUUCACAAGGGUUAUUGUUGUAGUUUGGUAG
Messenger RNA from Engraulis encrasicolus (European anchovy), 1120 nucleotides. Its product is annotated as E3 ubiquitin-protein ligase TRIM39-like. Lineage: Eukaryota; Metazoa; Chordata; Actinopteri; Clupeiformes; Engraulidae. Bases 23 to 1120 code for a protein of 365 amino acids. The transcript is spliced from 9 exons. The record is from RefSeq and is a predicted model, not a curated record. Gene Ontology annotation, molecular function: protein binding.